This is a messenger RNA of Pan troglodytes (chimpanzee), 7123 nucleotides long. RefSeq names its product kinesin family member 26A (gene KIF26A). The record is from RefSeq and is a predicted model, not a curated record. Gene Ontology annotation, biological process: microtubule-based movement. The transcript has 15 exons. The coding region runs from base 358 to 6024 and encodes 1888 amino acids. Gene Ontology annotation, molecular function: microtubule motor activity; ATP binding; microtubule binding. NCBI's taxonomy places the organism in Eukaryota, Metazoa, Chordata, Mammalia, Primates, Hominidae.
ACAGGGACUCACCUAACAGGUUGGGGUCCUUGGAGUGCGCGUGGCCGCGUGGGGAAGCGGGGACCCUACCCCCCCACGCGCCGCCUAGCACUGGGCAAGGGCGGGGCACUCUCUGGGCUCCCGCCCCUCGCCGCCCGCCCCGGGAGCCCGAGCCCCGCCCUUCCCCGGCCCCGCCCUCGCCUCCCGAGCGCGCCCACCGAAGCCACCGCGCUCCCCGCGACUCUCGCAGGCUCUGCGAACUUCCGAGCGGCUGGGCCGGGCCAUGGGGGCGCCUCGGGGCCGGAUCACGUAGCCGCGGCGCCCCCGGAGAGCAAGCGUGGCCGGGAGCGCCCGCCGGGCUCUUCCCGCGCCCCGGCCAUGGUCGGCCGCGGCGUCCCUCUGUGCGCUGCGCAGCCCGCGGUGGCCGAGGGCGGCCCGGCCCGCGAGCCGCCGCCGCUGCUGGAGGUGUCCCCCCGAAAGAGGCUACCCGCCGGGCCCGACCAGGACCCAUGCGGCAGCCGCCCUGCGCCCGAAGGCGCCGGGGCCGGCCCAGAGCAGGGCCACUCGGCCGGCGGAGGCGGCUGGUGCCGCCACUGCCACACGAAGCUCGUGGAGCUCAAGCGACAGGCGUGGAAGCUGGUCAGCGGGCCCGGGACCACCCUCCGGGAUCCUUGCCUCUCUGCCCUGCUUCUCGACAAGCUACCAGCACCUGGGGCCCUGCCAGCCUGUCGCCCAGAGGCCGAGCGCCGCUGUGACGUCUGCGCCACACACCUGCAGCAGCUCACACGGGAGGCCAUGCACCUGCUGCAGGCCCCUGCCAGCCACGAGGACCUUGACGCCCCCCAUGGAGGCCCCAGCCUCGCACCCCCCAGCACCACGACCAGCUCGAGGGACACGCCAGGACCAGCGGGUCCUGCAGGGAGGCAGCCAGGACGAGCUGGGCCAGACAGGACCAAGGGGCUGGCCUGGCCCCCCGGGCCCAGUGUCCAGGUGUCUGUAGCACCUGCGGGUCUUGGAGGGGCGCUGAGCACGGUCACCAUCCAGGCCCAGCAGUGCCUGGAGGGCAUGUGGAGUGUCUCGCGGGUCAACAGCUUCCUCCCGCCGGCGUGCCUGGCCGAGGCAGCGGUGGCGGCCGUGGCGGUGGCAGACACGGUCCGAGAAGGCCCCCCCGUGGCCGGCCCUGAUGGCUUGUCGAAGGCCUGGGGCCGUGGUGGAGUCUGCACAUCAGCCCUGGUCACCCCCACCCCGGGCUCGGUGGGGGGCUCCACAGGCCCCUCAGCUGCAGCCUCCUUCUUCAUAAGGGCUGUGCAGAAGCUCAGCCUGGCCUCCAAGCGGAAGAAGCCCCACCCGACACCGCCUCCCGCCACCCGCGGCACCUCCACCUACCCCACCGACUUCAGCGGGGUCCUGCAGCUGUGGCCGCCCCCGGCACCCCCCUGCCUGCUCAGGGCCGCCUCCAAGACCAAGGACAACCCUGGCAGCAUCGGGAAGGUGAAGGUUAUGCUGCGGAUCUGGCCCGCACAGGGGGCCCAGCGCUCGGCCGAGGCCAUGUCCUUCCUGAAGGUGGACCCUCGGAAGAAGCAGGUGAUCCUCUACGAUCCCGCCGCCGGUCCCCCAGGCAGCGCAGGCCCCCGGCGAGCCGCCACUGCUGCAGUUCCCAAGAUGUUUGCCUUCGAUGCCGUCUUCCCCCAGGACUCCGAGCAGGCCGAAGUCUGCUCGGGGACCGUGGCCGACGUGCUCCAGUCGGUGGUCAGUGGGGCUGAUGGCUGCAUUUUUUCCUUUGGCCACAUGAGCCUGGGCAAGUCGUACACCAUGAUCGGGAAGGACAGCUCACCUCAGAGCCUGGGCAUCGUGCCCUGCGCCAUCUCCUGGCUCUUCAGGCUCAUCGAGGAGCGCAGGGAGAGGACGGGCACCCGCUUCUCCGUCCGGGUCUCAGCCGUGGAGGUGUGCGGGCGCGACCAGAGCCUGCGGGACCUGCUGGCCGAGGUGGCCCCUGGCAGCCUCCAGGACACCCAGUCUCCGGGAGUGUACCUGCGGGAGGACCCCGUGUGUGGGGCGCAGCUCCAGAACCAGAGCGAGCUGCGGGCACCCACGGCCGAGAAGGCGGCUUUCUACCUGGAUGCGGCCCUGGCGGCCCGCAGCACCAGCCGAGCGGGCUGCGGCGAGGACGCCCGACGCAGCUCCCACAUGUUAUUCACACUGCACGUCUACCAGUACCGCAUGGAGAAGUGCGGCCGGGGAGGAAUGUCCGGAGGCCGCAGCCGCCUGCACCUCAUCGACCUGGGCAGCUGUGAGGCGGCGGCUGGCAGGGCCGGGGAGGCUGCUGGGGGUCCCCUGUGUCUGUCCCUGUCGGCCCUGGGCAGCGUCAUCUUGGCCCUGGUCAACGGAGCCAAGCAUGUGCCGUACCGGGACCACAGGCUCACCAUGCUGCUGCGUGAAUCCCUGGCCACCGCUGGCUGCCGCACCACCAUGAUCGCCCACGUGUCGGAUGCGCCAGCCCAGCACGCAGAGACGCUCAGCACCGUGCAGCUCGCCGCCCGCAUCCACCGCCUGUGCAGGAAGAAGGCCAAGUACGCCUCCAGCUCCUCUGGCGGGGAGAGCUCCUGUGAGGAAGGCCGGGCCCGUCGGCCCCCGCACCUGCGGCCCUUCCACCCACGCACUGUGGCCCUGGACCCCGACCGCACGCCUCCCUGCCUGCCCGGUGACCCCGAUUACUCCUCCAGCAGCGAGCAGUCCUGUGACACGGUCAUCUACGUGGGGCCCGGUGGGGCGGCGCUGUCAGACCGGGAGCUCACCGACAACGAAGGUCCGCCUGACUUUGUGCCCAUCAUCCCUGCCCUGAGCCGCCACCGGCCCUCCAAGGGCCCCCGAGACGCAGACCACUUCCGCUGCAGCACCUUCGCGGAGCUGCAGGAGCGGCUGGAAUGCAUGGACGGCAACGAGGGUCCCUCAGGAGGUCCAGGUGGCACCGACGGAGCUCAGGGCAGCCCCGCCCGAGGGGGCCGGAAGCCCUCGCCACCAGAGACUGCAUCCCCCAGGAAGGCCGUGGGCACCCCGAUGGCUGCCAGCACCCCUCGAGGCAGUUCUGGUCCAGACACCCACCAGGGUACCCCUGAGCCCUGCAAGGCCACUGUCUGGGGUGACCAGAGAGAGGACAGCAGCGCUUGGCCUGAGCUGCUGGUCCCGGAAAAGGCUGCAGUGGGUGGAGGCAGGAGGCCACUGCCCAGCCCGGCUCCCCCACCUCCUCAGUUGCUGGAAGCCUGCAGAGCCCCAGAAGAGCCUGGGGGAGGGGGCACUGAUGGAGUGGCACGGACCCCUCCCGUGGGCAUGAGUGGGCAGGUGGCUGGGUCCCCGAUGCUUCCUGGGGCCACCUGCCCCCGCCUGGCUGCUGGCAGUCGCUGUCCGGAGCGGGGCCUGCUCACCACCACAGUGACCCUGCAGCGGCCAUUGGAGCUCAACGGCGAGGACGAGCUGGUGUUCACGGUGGUGGAGGAGCUGUCCCUGGGGGGGCUUGCCGGAGCUGGGCGGCCCACCAGCCUGGCUAGCUUCGACAGUGACUGCUCCCUGCGGGCCCUGGCCUCGGGGUCCCGGCCGGUCAGCAUCAUCAGCAGCAUCAAUGAUGAGUUUGACGCCUACACCUCUCAGGCCCCUGAGGGGGGGCCCCUGGAGGGGGCGGCCUGGGCCGGCAGCAGUCACGGCUCCUCCAUCAGCUCCUGGCUCAGCGAGGUCAGCGUCUGCACUGCCGACAGCCGUGGCCCCACGCCGCAGCCCCGCUUCAGCCCCGACUCGCUGGCAGGGCUUGACCCUGGGGGCCCACCUGCCCUGGAUGGUUCCCUGGGGGAUGGAAGCUCUGGGUUCCUGGGGCCAGACAGACCUGACAGUCCUGGGCCAACCUGGGGUCCGUGCCCUGGGGAAGUGGCUGCAGUGGCCCCAUCCCGACCCGGCAGGGAGCCCCAGGCCGGGCCCUCGCGGUGGGCAUCCGCAGCCCAGACCAUCCACUCCAGCCUCCCCCGGAAACCGAGGACUGCCUCUGCCACCACCCGCGUGGGCUGUGCUCGCCCGGGCCAGAGCCCACCUGGCCGUGGAGGCCUGUUUGAGGACCCAUGGCUGCUCCGGGUAGGGGAGUGUGAUGCCCAGGCAGCUUCUGCUGGCAGGGCCCCCAGCCCCACACUUGGCUCCCCCCGGCUGCCUGAGGCCCAGGUGAUGCUAGCCUGUGCCCAGAGAGUGGUGGACGGGUGUGAGGUGGCAGCCAGGGCGGCCCGCAGGCCAGAGGCUGUGGCUCGGAUCCCACCGCUGCGGAGGGGUGCCACCACGCUGGGUGUGACAACGCCAGCUGUGUCCUGGGGGGAUGCUCCCACGGAGGUGGUGGCCUGCUCGGGGAGCCUGAAGGCCUCCCCCACCAGCAAGAAGGGUCUGGCUCCCAAGGCGGGCUUCCUCCCGAGGCCCAGUGGGGCGGCCCCCCCGGCCCCACCCACGCGGAAGUCCAGCCUGGAGCAGAGGAGCAGCCCGGCCUCGGCCCCUCCGCAUGCUGUGAACCCGGCGCGGGUCGGGGCUGCUGCUGUCCUUCGAGGGGAGGAGGAGCCCAGACCCAGCAGCCGGGCUGACCACUCUGUCCCCAGGGCCACGUCCAGCCUGAAGGCCCGGGCCAGCAAGGUAGAAGCGGCACACCGUCUUGCCGGACACGCGUCUCUGGAGCGGUACGAAGGCCUGGCGCACAGCAGCAGCAAGGGCCGGGAAGCCCCUGGGCGGCCUCCCCGGGCUGUACCCAAGCUGGGUGUGCCACCCUCCAGCCCCACACACUGUCCAGCUCCCGCCUGUAGGAGCGGCGCAGCCAAGGCUGUGGGGGCCCCCAAGCCCCCUGCUGGUGGAGGCAAGGGCCGUAGCCUAGUGGCUGGUGGGUCGCGGGCUCUGGGGCCUUCGGUGAAGCUGUCUACGGCCUCUGUGACGGGCAGGAGCCCUGGCGGCCCUGUGGCCGGUCCCAGAGCAGCCCCACGGGCCGGGCCCAGUGUCGGGGCAAAGGCUGGCCGGGGUACCAUCAUGGGCACAAAGCAGGCGCUCCGGGCUGCUCACAGCCGCGUCCAUGAGCUGUCAGUCAGUGGAGCCCCGGGCCGAGGUGGCUCCUCGUGGGGCUCGGCGGACUCAGACAGCGGCCAUGACAGCGGCGUGAACGUGGGGGAGGAGCGGCCACCCACGGGCCCGGCCCUGCCCUCCCCCUACAGCAAGGUGACCGCCCCACGGCGGCCCCAGCGCUACAGCAGCGGCCAUGGCAGCGACAACAGCAGCGUGCUGAGUGGAGAGCUGCCGCCCGCCAUGGGCCGCACCGCCCUUUUCCACCACAGCGGUGGCAGCAGCGGCUACGAGAGCCUGCGGCGCGACAGCGAGGCCACCGGCAGCGCCUCCUCCGCCCCUGACUCCAUGAGCGAGAGUGGGGCUGCCUCCCCAGGCGCCCGCACCCGCAGCCUCAAGUCCCCCAAGAAGAGGGCCACAGGUCUGCAGCGGCGGCGCCUGAUUCCCGCCCCACUGCCCGACACCACUGCCCUGGGCCGUAAGCCCAGCCUCCCCGGGCAGUGGGUGGACCUGCCCCCGCCCCUGGCUGGCUCCCUGAAGGAGCCGUUCGAGAUCAAGGUGUAUGAGAUCGAUGACGUGGAGCGCCUUCAGCGGCCCCGCCCCACCCUGAGGGAGGCCCCCACCCCGAGGGAGGCCCCCACCCAGGGUCUGGCGUGCGUCAGUACAAGGCUGCGGCUGGCGGAGCGCAGGCAGCAGCGACUGCGGGAGGUGCAGGCCAAGCACAAGCACCUGUGUGAGGAGCUGGCCGAGACCCAGGGCCGGCUGAUGCUGGAGCCUGGCCGCUGGCUGGAGCAGUUUGAGGUGGACCCGGAGCUGGAGCCCGAGUCGGCCGAGUACCUGGCGGCCCUGGAGCGAGCCACGGCGGCCCUGGAGCAGUGCGUGAACCUGUGCAAGGCGCACAUCAUGAUGGUCACCUGCUUCGACAUCAGCGUUGCAGCCAGUGCUGCCAUCCCGGGGCCGCAGGAGGUGGACGUCUGAGGCUGGGCGCCGGACAAGAGGAGGGGGCGUGCAGCGGGCUGGAGGACGGGACGUGGGACGGAGCGAGGAUGUGGUGGGGGCUGCGGGGGGAGGAUGCGGAGGGGUUUCUGUGUGGGACGGGAGUCUCAGAGAGGAGACGGAGUGUGGGGGAGGGAGGGCCGGCCACGCGGUGGACAGAGUGAGGGUGCCAGGGUGACCAGAAGACCGUCACCACCCAACAGCAACGCAAGUGCCUUUGACCUUGAUUUGGACUUUUCUCCCUUUUGCAUUUGGUGCUACAGACUUGAGACACCAGCAGAAGUUGUGUUCAGCCCGGCCCCGCUGCGCCUGUCCGGGCCGGGGCUGGCGCCGGUUGUGUUUGUGUCCACCUUGCCUUCUUUGCAGCCAAGCAGUUUUUGUGGAGUGGGACUUACCUGCACGCCCCAGGGGUCUUUCAGGAUUCAGGAUGACUUUUCUUUUACAAUGGUUUCCUCUCAGCAGAGCCCGGGUUGUGGGGGAUCUGUGUGGGGUUCUCAACGCAGAUCCAUCCUGGGGUCUCCCGGGCAGGGAUGGCUGACCUCGAGUCCCCUCCCUUCCCGAGAACCUGCUCUGUCCCGAGGGCAGCUAACAAGGGCUGAGCCCCAGGUACAGGUUGCCUCUUCCACGGCAGGAAUUUUUACCAAAACCACAAGCAAAAAACAAAACAGACCACCACGACCAACAACAAAGAUGGGGGGUAGGGUUUUGUAAAGGUUCUGUUAGGUUCAUAUUUUUAUAUCAUUUUGCCCAUAAAUGCGGAAUUUGCCGUGGGAAUUUGAAGACAAAUGAUCUAUGUUUUUAUGGUUUUCUAGGGAAGGUGUUCUGGGGGCCGGGCUCUCUCCAGCUGUGGGAGGCCUGCUCCCUCUGGGGGGCACCCUGGGCAGGGUGGGGGGGCCUUGGGAGGCGCUUCUUGCCAAAUGCAGACGAGGGGUGAGCCUGCCAGCGUUUGUGACGUCCCCGCACGACAGGCUCAUACUUUCUGAGGAUCGUGCGUGGCAUAGGACGUCUGAACCUUUGUACAAAUGUGUAGAUGACAUCUUGCUACAGCUUUUAUUUGUGAAUUAAAGAUGCAUCGAUGUUU